Molecule: messenger RNA, 399 nt
Organism: Coregonus sp. 'balchen'
Lineage: Eukaryota; Metazoa; Chordata; Actinopteri; Salmoniformes; Salmonidae
Source: the annotation of a GenBank genome assembly
AUGGCCAAGUGUAUGAUGAAAUGUAUAUUGAAGAGUUGUUUCCUUUCCAAACAUGACAUUUCUAGCUGCAACGCACUGAAAGGUCACACUAAAAGGAGGCAAGUUAACACACUGCUUAGUGUGCAAAAUCCAUGUUCUCUCUCUCCCCCCCUCCCUCUUUCUACCCUCUACCCCCACCUUUCCCUCAGGUAUAGUGCUGGUGCACUGUGCGGUGGGGGUGAGCCAUUCAGCCACCCUGAUUCUGGCCUACCUGAUGCUGAAACAGAACCUGACCCGGUGGAUGCCAUCUGUGCCGUGAAGGACACCCAUGGUGUGAUCCCCAACAGAGGCUUCCUCAGACAGCUCAUCAACUUGGACACCAAACUUUAUGGCUGCCUCCGCAAAACCUCCUACACCUAG